Triticum aestivum (bread wheat) is the source of this 1826-nucleotide messenger RNA. Its product is annotated as dof zinc finger protein DOF3.6. The coding region runs from base 349 to 1452 and encodes 367 amino acids. The record is from RefSeq and is a predicted model, not a curated record. Gene Ontology annotation, biological process: regulation of DNA-templated transcription. The transcript has 2 exons. Lineage: Eukaryota; Viridiplantae; Streptophyta; Magnoliopsida; Poales; Poaceae. Gene Ontology annotation, molecular function: DNA-binding transcription factor activity; DNA binding.
CCACCUCACACUCUCACUAAUCCUGUCUCACUCUCUCACCCCUCGCUCUCCCUUUCCUCUUUCCCUUUCCCUUUGAUUCCCAUAUAAUUAUUUUCCCAGCCCCAUGAGGACCAUGAGGAGCCUUAGCUAGCCAGCCAGCCAGCUUGCCCUCUCAUCUCCCACUACCUCCAAGCCUCUAUCAAGCACCACAACCUUUAGCCGCACACACACCAGAAUUGAAGGAAGCACACACGCACAAGGCCGGCCGGCAGCUGCACGAAGGAAAGGAGAACACAAGAGCUUGCCAAACCCUAGCUAGCACAAGGCUCACUUUCUCCUGAUAACAUCACCACCCACCCACCCCACACCAUGAUCUUCCCCCCUUCAUUCCUGGAUUCCUCGAGCUGGAAUGAUAACCAGUUGGAUUUUGAGCAGCAUGCUCACCACCAGCAGGUCGCGGCCGCAAGUUGUGGUGGUGGCGCCGGCGACGGCGGCUGCAACAACCAUGAGCUCCUGCAGCCGUCAAUCAUGCAGCAGGGGACGCUUGCUGAAGGUGGGGACGGCGGCGGCGGCGGCGGCGGGCAGGUGGUGGGGCCGGUGAAGCCCAUGUCCAUGUCGGAGCGCGCGCGGCUGGCUCGGGUGCCGCUGCCGGAGCAGGGGCUCAAGUGCCCGCGCUGCGACUCGGCCAACACCAAGUUCUGCUACUUCAACAACUACUCCCUCUCGCAGCCGCGCCACUUCUGCCGCGCCUGCCGCCGCUACUGGACCCGCGGCGGCGCGCUCCGGAACGUCCCCGUCGGCGGCGGGUACCGCCGCCAUGCCAAGCGCGCCAAACCCAAGCAGGCGGCCGCGGCAGCGGCAGCGGGGCCACUGGCGGCCAACGGCGCCGCUUCGGGUGGGUCCACGACGUCAUCGACGACUUCCGCUUGCACGACCAUGUCCAACCCGGCUCCCGUGCUCCCGGCGAUGCUGCAGAACGGCGGCGGUGGCAACCUGUCCGGCCUCCUGCCGCCGCUGCUCCGCCUCGCGGACUUCGAUGCCAUGAGCCUUGGCUCCACCUUCUCCGGCAUGGGCAAGCCGUCCGCCGUCGACUCGGCAGCGGGCUACUACCUGGGAGGCGGCGGCGGCGGUGCCGUGGCCGGGCUGGAGCAGUGGAGAGUGCAGCAGAUGCAAGGCUUCCCGUUCUUCCAAGCAAUGGCCGACCAGCAGCACACACUGGGGCCAGCUGCAGCGCCUGCAAUGGCCAUGCCGGGGAUGUUCCACUACCUAGGCUUGGGCAACGGCGGUGACGGCCGCGGCGGCCAUGAAGACGACGGAGGAAACCAACAGUUUCAUCACGCGAUGCCGUCAAAGAGAGAAGGCUACCCGAGAUCAGGCAGCAUCGCCAUGUACGGUGGUGAUCACCACCUCGCUGCUGGCGCUGGCUACACAAGCUCCUACUCCAAUGCUGCCACAGGUAACCACCUCUUGUGAUGAAUGAGCUAAGCUAAUGGCGAGCUCAGAUUAAUCCUACAAUUAGCGGUAGCAUGGACUUGGAGGGUGCUGUGAGAUAUAGAAAAGGCUUUUGCAUUUGUUGUGCAUUGUGUUUCAUGGAAGAACUAGACAAGGUCGAUCAUGGAGAAGGAUAAGGAUGCUGCAUGGUGUUGUGUGCUUGCUUAAUGAUCAUGGACAACUAUUAGUGUUAAUUAGCUAGUUUAGCUAGCAUGAUCACUUGCUGUCUUUCUUCUACUUCUUCUUACUUAGGGCUCUUUUUUUUUUGCGCAUUCGGGGUGAAGUUAUGUGUGUAUUGUAUCACUUUGGUUCAUGACAAUCUUAUAUUAUAUGUCAAUUGUCUGGUCGAUGUACAA